This is a messenger RNA of Lathyrus sativus (Indian pea), 723 nucleotides long. The record is from the annotation of a GenBank genome assembly. NCBI's taxonomy places the organism in Eukaryota, Viridiplantae, Streptophyta, Magnoliopsida, Fabales, Fabaceae.
AUGGCCUACAUCACCAAGCUUGAUGUUGGCACCACCAUGACCUCCGUAGAUUGCCAGAAACAAGUUCGUUCAUGGAGGCUUCUACGUUCCCUCAUUCAACUACUAAUCCCCACUUGCAACUGCACCUUAGUAGAACAACAAGAACAAGACUACAACAACACUUCAAAAAACUGUCACAAAAAAUAUCCCUCAUCGUCACAUUCACUCAUUCCCUCUACAACAAUCACCGGCACUAUAUUCGGAUACCGUAAAGGAAAAGUAAGUUUCUGUAUCCAAUCCAACCCGAACUCCACCAACCCAAUUCUCCUUCUCGAACUAGCAAUCCCAACCAGUGUUUUAGCACAGGAAAUGAGAGGAGGAACUUUAAGAAUUGUGCUUGAAAGUGUCACUUCAGGCACUUGCAGUAACAGUAAUAAUAACAACCUGUUUUCAACUCCUCUGUGGACUAUGUACUGUAAUGGAAGGAAAGUUGGGUAUGCGGUUAAGCGUAAACCUUCAAGAAGUGAUUUUGAAGCAUUGAGUUUGAUGCGUUGUGUUUCUGUGGGUACUGGUGUUAUAAACGGAAAGGAGGAUUGUAAAGAAGAUGAUCAACUUAUGUUUCUUAGAGCUAAUUUUGAAAGGGUCCGUGGUUCGUCUAAAACGAAUUGCGAAUCUUUUCAUUUGAUUGAUCCAGAAGGAAGAAUUGGCCAAGAGCUUAGUAUUUUCUUUUUUCAACCUAGGUGA